Salvelinus sp. IW2-2015 is the source of this 2444-nucleotide messenger RNA. NCBI's taxonomy places the organism in Eukaryota, Metazoa, Chordata, Actinopteri, Salmoniformes, Salmonidae. The record is from RefSeq and is a predicted model, not a curated record.
UAGAUUGAUAUGAACAACCCGUUUGCCAUUGUCUUCAAUCAAAUGGAAAUUGCCAUAGUUCCCGGGGUUCCAGUCGAUUUUAAACAAGAAUCUUACAUGACACUGCAGUAUGGGAGGCGGUCACAGUAAAACAUCCACUGAUAAGGAUCCUGUUCAUGGCCGUCAACAGAAGUGGACCAAGGUGCAGCGUGAUGCCCCAUAUGAAACAGACUGGUUGCUUCUGUAAUCUGUUCAAAUGAAGAUAGUAAAGAGGAUCUGCUAACCAAAGAUGGAACUGGAAUAUUCCACGUUAUUACAGUAGUCACAAAUGGGAAAUAUAAACAGUACUCAAAAUGACAGUGAGAGAGCCCCAUUGCUAGAUGACACAGAUGAGGGUAAGUUUCUUUGGACAGAUUUUUCAAUUGUAGGCUACUCUUAUUGGCAUUAGUGGAGAGUUUAAACACACUUUUUACCAGAGGUGUCGGCUUCUCUAAAUGAUGUCAGCAGAAUUUAAAAGUAAUCUUUUUUAUAUUUUUGUCUAUAUAAAUGUUCUUCCUCUGUCAGGUGUCAUUUUAGACAAUUUACGACUUGUUCUGAUUGGAGAUAUGGGGAAGAAUGACGCUGGAAAUACCAUCAUGGGACAAAAUCAUUUCUCAUGGUUUAACACAUUCUUUAAGAAAACACAUAUAAAAAAGGAGAAUCAAAUACAAAACCGACACAUCACCUUGGUUCGAACGCCAGGCUCAUUUAGUCAUUUGGAUAGUAGUAGCAACCAGAUUAAAACAGAUACUAUACAUUGUGUGCAGUCCUUGUUUUGCCCUGGACCUCAUGCUAUCCUUCUAGUUAUUCAACUACCUGUAAGUUCUGAGGAUUCUAAAUUCAUUAGAACAACAGGAAAUGAAAUGAACACACUUUUUACUCAGGACGUGUGGAAACACACCCUUGUAUUGUUUACUAGAGGGGAAAAGAUGCAACCUGGCCACACCAUUCAGGAUUACAUCAGUGGUCACGGCCUCGCUGAAAUAGUAGAACAAUGUGGAAAGGAGCCUUUCGUUCUCUAUGGUACAAAGAAGGUUAAAAAUCAAAGCAUAGAGCUUAUCAAGACAGUAGAGGAGAUGGUAGCUGAGAACGAACACAUCUAUUUCAUGACGCAGGACAAAAACAUGGUUCCUCAAGGUUCACAAGAAGCGAAAAAUAUUCUAGAAAACCUUAAAAACAAAGUUGAUCACCUGGAGGAGUACACAAAUGCAUUGUCAAGACUAAUGCAGCUAGCAAAAAGUCAAGAUAAGCUGAAGUCUUACGAGAAUACAAUCAAAAUGAAAAAUGAUGAAAUAAAGAGACUGCGAGUGAUCAUCAGAAAGAAAGACAUCUUGUUAGAGAGUUUUGUGGCAGGUGUAGGUCAGACUGAAUGUCCAGCAUGUCAACUAAAGGACCUACAGAUACAACAUCUAGAGGAAGAAAAUAACAGAUACCGAGCAGAACUGAGUGCUCUAAAGAACACAACUGAUAAUGUCAGUGAAGAAGACACACCUGAAUUGGGAGACCAUAGGCGACAACCCUUCUUAAGAGCAGAAGCGGGCAGGAAUCAUCAAAAUGAGACCCCUUCUUGCGUUGGAAUGAAUUGUCUUUCUUCUUGUGGCUUCAUCACCAAACACAGAAUGGCUUUGGAGACCCGCCUGGGACGUUUGGAUGGCAUACUCUCGUAUCUCCACGCUCAAAAGGUUCUGGAUGAUGAGGAGAGGGAGGAAGUGGUCAACCAACCCACCAAGAGCAGGACCAAACAGAACCAAACCCUGCUGGACAUGGUUGUACGUAAGGGAGAUCAUGCUCAAGAACACUUCUACCAUGUUCUGAAAGAAAAAGACCCUUACCUGGUGAAGGACCUGGAAGAGAAGAAAUCCCGACCAGAGCAGGCUGGUGUGUAAUGAAGGAUUCCGACCUGAACCAUAAUAGGACAACUCUCGCCAGUACUCCAGUUAUGUUUGACAUUAUCUGUACUUCCUUCUGGAUGAAGAACCUGUCGAUGUCUAAUGAGUAGGAUUUACUUCAGAGACAUUUGUCUGCAGACAUGCAGUCAGAGGUGUAAAGCGUUUUUCAAAAUAUACUUUUCAGAAAAGACGAUAUUCCUCACAUAUGACAAGAUAAUUAUGUCUUACCUUUAACGUGGAGAAGGCUAUCUUUUAACUGUCUUAAAUAGGCCCCCAAGGUCUUAGGCAAGGUGAUAUGACCGUGCGAGGCUAACAUUUAACAACCUCUACUACACAGGUUUACUAACUGCACACAACAAGCUCAGGUAAAAGUAAAUAACCUGAUCAGGAAAACUCUGUGGUUGAAGCUUGACACCCCCUGGUGUCAUAGUGGAGGAUGGAAAUUGUGGACAAUAUUGGGUUUUGACAUUACACUUCAAAUCAAAGUUUAUUUGUCACGUGCGCUGAAUACAACAGGUGUAGACCUUACAGUGGAAU